This is a messenger RNA of Cooperia oncophora, 555 nucleotides long. NCBI's taxonomy places the organism in Eukaryota, Metazoa, Nematoda, Chromadorea, Rhabditida, Trichostrongylidae. The record is from the annotation of a GenBank genome assembly.
AUGCAGUACCUGGUCGGUAACAAGCAGAAUCACCCACUUGCUCAAGCGAUCAAGGACUGUUCUCCCACAGGUGUCGUACUUACACUCACUCUCAUUUUAUCGAGAAAAUUUCAACUCGCCUCCUCAGGUGUGACAAUAGCGCUCGUUGUGAAAUUCGUCCGGUUUGAAGACCGAAAGUUGGCCGUAUGCCGGAUUUUCAGCGGCCAGAUCUCUAAGGGAAUAAAUUUGUACGUCUUGGGAAGGAAGGUAUGUUCAGGCGGCUCUUCUUCGAGAUCAUUUGCUCGUAAAGUCCCUAUUAAGGCUAGGAAAGAAGGUUCCGAGGCUCCGAGUGUGACUGUGGAUGGUGUUUGGGCAUUAAGAGGUCGAGACAUGCUUCCGAUGGAAAAGGCCACGGCAGGAGUGAUCUGUGCCAUUGAUGCUCAAGGACUCGUACAGAAUUCUACUCUCUGCUCGGAAGCCGUCAGUGAAGGUUUGGACGUUGGACUAAAGCAGGGAGAACCAUUAGUUAUGAGUUCUGUCACACAGCAAAAUUUGGAGAGCAAUGGACGCGUUUGA